Botrytis fragariae is the source of this 1572-nucleotide messenger RNA. RefSeq names its product putative general amino acid permease agp3 protein. Gene Ontology annotation, biological process: amino acid transmembrane transport. Gene Ontology annotation, cellular component: membrane. The coding region runs from base 1 to 1572 and encodes 523 amino acids. The transcript is spliced from 3 exons. Gene Ontology annotation, molecular function: amino acid transmembrane transporter activity. The record is from RefSeq and is a predicted model, not a curated record. NCBI's taxonomy places the organism in Eukaryota, Fungi, Ascomycota, Leotiomycetes, Helotiales, Sclerotiniaceae.
AUGUCACUUCCAGAUAGAAAAGAUGGUAUUCAGAAUACAUCCGAUGAUGUGGGAAAUGACACCCUUCCCAUUGACCCCAACAGUGGGCUUUCUCGAGGUCUCCAGACUCGUCAUUUAAGCAUGAUGGCACUAGCAGGAAUCAUCGGACCCGGUCUCCUCGUAGGUGCAGGUGGUGCCCUCGCAUCUGGCGGUCCAGCAUCCCUCCUCAUCGGCUUCGGAGUCAUUGGUCUCAUCGCCUUCUCCAUCAUGCAAUCCCUCGGAGAGCUCACCACUCUCUAUCCCUCAUCCGGCUCCUUCAUAUCUCUCACAUCACGUUUUUUCGACCCCGCCUUCAGCGUCGCCGUCGGUUGGAACUAUUUCAUCAUCUGGGCCGCCGUACUCGCAAAUGAAUACAACACUCUCUCCUCCAUUUUCAUUUUCUGGAGCGACAAAGUUCCUCUCUGGGGCUACUUUCUCAUUUUCUGGUUUGCCUUUCUCGCCUUUCAGUUACUAGGUGUAGCCGCAUUUGGAGAAGCAGAAUUCUGGCUCGCGCUGUUGAAAUUGGGGGCUUGGUUGCGUCAGGACCACACGUUGGGGUUCCAGUAUUGGCAUGAUCCUGGUGCGUUUGCGGAUGGGUUUCGAGGAGUUGCAAAGGUCUUUGUGUUUUGCUCGACUUUUUACGCGGGGUGUGAAUCGAUUGCUGUGGCGGCAGCUGAGACGCGGAACCCGAAACAUGCGGUUCCUCUUGCGAUUCGUCAGGUGUUUUGGCGCAUUAUUUUUAUCUAUAUGGGCUCUGCCCUAUUUUUCGGAAUGACCUGUCCGUGGAAUGCAGAGGGCUUAGCAAGUGCUGGAUCGAAAGCGCUCAGAAGUCCCAUGACCGUUGCGAUACAAAACGCAGGGUGGGAAGGAGGUGUUCAUCUCAUCAAUGCGUUUAUUCUCGCGACGUGCUUGAGCGCAGUGAAUAGUUCUAUCUACAUAGGCUCUCGAACAAUUUUAUUCCUAGCGCAGGAAGGACACGCGCCGAGAUUUCUCAGAUUCACUGAUCAAAGAGGAGUUCCGAUCUACGCGAUUAUUUUCACGAAUCUCUUCGGUGCGUUGAGUAUGAUGAAUGUUUCUUCCGGAGCGGGAGCCGCUUACAAUUAUAUCGUUAAUCUUUCCGGUGUCUCGACGUUUCUUGUUUGGGGCUCCAUCUCGUUUAUUCAUAUCCGUUUUCGCUCGGCGUGGAAAGCACAAGGAAGGAGAAUUUCUGAUUUGCCGUUUGUUUCGUUCGCGUAUCCGUAUAAUGCGUAUUUUGGAUUGGCGGCAAAUAUCUUUUUGGCAUUAGUACAAGGGUGGACGACUUUAAGUCCUUUUAGUGCGGGGGAUUUUGUCGAUGCGUAUAUUUUGUUGGCACUUUUUCCAUUGAUUUGGGUGGGGUAUAAGAUCUGGUUUAGGACAAAAAUUUGGGAUUUGAGAGAGAUUGAUCUGGAUGAGGGGAGGAGAGAUGAUUUGGAUCCUACGGAGGUGGGAGGGUUUGCAAGUUUAGAGGAUGGAGAGGGAAGUGAGGUGGGGAAGAAGGUGCCGUUGUGGAGGAGGAUUCUGAAGAAUUUUUAG